Dentiscutata erythropus is the source of this 1073-nucleotide messenger RNA. The record is from the annotation of a GenBank genome assembly. Lineage: Eukaryota; Fungi; Glomeromycota; Glomeromycetes; Diversisporales; Gigasporaceae.
UUGAUAACAACGACAUUGAUUACAAUAUUUAUAACUUUGAUAACGAUAAUAAUUCUUCCACUUAUUAUCACAACGAUUAUAACUACAACCAAGACGAUAAUAACAACAUGACUACCAAUCAACAUAUAUUAACUUACCUACAACGAAACUUAGGAGGUACUACAGAAUGGUGUGAAACGACAACUGCUACCACUUGGGCCGAAUGGCUUCAAGCCUUUAAGGAAUUCUUUUGUACUUUCCGAUGGAUUAACAAAUGGCAUCGAGAAUUAGAGGAACUACGACAAAACAGUGACGAAGCCAUUGACACUUACUAUGCUGCUCAUAGGCGACUUAUCAGAAAAAUUAAUAAAAUAGCUGAAAUGCCAGCUGCUGAUCAAAUGCGUUAUUUUGUGAAAGGCUUACGACCUGAGCUUGCACCAAUAAUUAUGAUGAAUGAUCCUGCUGAUGUCGCAACUGCAGUGGACCUUAUUCGAAAGUAUGAAGCAGGUGAAGAUGUAGUGAAACGAAAAGAACCUCGAAGGUCGCAAAAAGAACUUGAGUCAGAAUCUGAAGAAGAAAAACCUCGACGAAAAGAGACUAAGAAAAAGAAGCUAACGGAAAAAGGAGACUUGGAUGAUUUGGUUCAAAAGUUUGAAAAGCUUCAAAUCAAUUUGGCACAAAAAAUUGACUUGUUAACAAAACAAGUAAACCAGAGAAAGGAAGAGUUAUUAAAUCAACUUUUAGAAGCUUAUUUGGGAAAACGUGAACGAGAUGAGGAUAGUACUGACGAGGAAACAAAGAAACCUCGAACAGGUGAUUACUUUAAAAUCCCUGAGGUUAAUACUUUUGGAAUUCCAUUCCGAAAGGAGGAAUUCAAAACUGAAAAUAAAACUAAACCUACCAAAAGAAGUAAAAAGAAAUUACCUUCUGAAAGAAAGAAAUCUACUAAACCUGAAAAGAAGGAAGUACCCCGAUUACUGCGCACAAAAGAAUUUGACAUUGCUGAACAAAUGCAAAAACAGGAAGCUGGAAUUACUUGGUCUCAAUUACUCCAACUCCCUGGAAUGAAACGAACCCUUAUGAAGAAUUUAAAA